AUGACAACCGCAACGGAAUUGAAGCAAAAGGGUAACGAGGCGUACGCAGCAAAGCGCUUUGAAGAGGCACUGAAAUACUACGAAGAAGGGCUCGCGCUCGAUGGUGGGAACAUCGACCUUUUAAAUAAUGCUGCGGCCGCAAGCUUUUCCCUCGGAAGAUGUGAAGCCGCUAUCUCGUUUGCGCGGCGCUCACUCGGUGUUCGAGACAACUUCAAGGCACAUAAACGAGUGGGUGAGGCAUUUUGGAAAAUGGGAAAUUUAAGGGAGGCCGCAGCAGAAUACGAAAAGGCGCUGGCGUUGGAACCUACCGACAGCAGUAGUCGGGAAAAUUUGCAAAAGCUACGGCAAGAAAUGAAUCGGGGACAGGCGCAGUUUGGUGGCUCACCGGUGGUCAUGCCCCAAAUUACACCACAUGGUACGGUAGGAUUGCUUGUUGACACUUUAGUGUUAGUUCUUUCCUUUGCGGCGCUCGCUUCUUCACUCAUUGGGGUGAACGGAAGCUCCGCUUGGUUUUUGCUAUUGAUAGCCGCUGCCGCGCGCCACGCUGUUAUCGCACAUUCCAGGCACAUGCUGGUUCCCGACUUGUCUAUACUCAAGUCGUGGUUUGACGUGCGCUGCACUUUGGACUUGAUUCUCUGUCUUGUGGCAUUGAUCUCAGGAGUUCGGGCGCAACUUCCACUUGUCGUCGUUCAGGGCCUCUACAGUGCACUCUCUCUCGCUACUAACUUCUCAAGAGUGCAGCAGGUUGCACCAGCAGCUUAUCAAGCGGGGUUGCGCUACGCGCAGUCGAUAACUUCAAACGCUCAAAGACUCAUUAUGCAUGCGGUGUCGUUGGAGGCUAUAAUGCUGUUGACUGUUAUAUUCUCUGGGGGAGCCAUCUUCACGCUCUUCUAUAUACAAUACGCCAAGAACUUGUAUCGCAUUGAUGGAAACGUACGGCUUGCGUUCUACGGAAUUCGGGAGAAUUUGACUCAGCUCGCCCGUAAGGGGUUCAUGCCGGCUUUCGUAGACUCAACGUUACAGAGGGUUUGCGACACUCUGUACCAGUUCUCUCAGCAACCGUUUUGA
Molecule: messenger RNA, 1068 nt
Organism: Trypanosoma brucei brucei TREU927
Lineage: Eukaryota; Euglenozoa; Kinetoplastea; Trypanosomatida; Trypanosomatidae
Exons: 1
Coding region: 1-1068 (355 amino acids)
Biological process (GO): post-translational protein targeting to endoplasmic reticulum membrane
Cellular component (GO): membrane; TRC complex
Molecular function (GO): protein binding; molecular adaptor activity
Source: RefSeq, a predicted model, not a curated record